Triticum dicoccoides is the source of this 1433-nucleotide messenger RNA. Its product is annotated as aspartic proteinase nepenthesin-1-like. Bases 8 to 1348 code for a protein of 446 amino acids. Lineage: Eukaryota; Viridiplantae; Streptophyta; Magnoliopsida; Poales; Poaceae. Gene Ontology annotation, cellular component: extracellular region. The record is from RefSeq and is a predicted model, not a curated record. The transcript is spliced from 2 exons.
GACCACUAUGGAUCGGCCAGCAGCAAGAAGAGCUAGAGGUGCGGUCGCCAUGACGGUGCUGCUGCUCCUGCUCCUGCCGGGGCCUGCCUCGUCUCUGGCGGGGGCGGCGGUUGGGGUAAUCGUCCGCUCGCCUUUCAUGAAAAGGAUCGCGAGCAUCAUCGUCAAGGAGGUAGCAAGCGCGGGCGCGUCCGCUCUGACGAAGGCCCUCCGCAGCUCCAACAAGGCCGGCCAGCUGGGCUCCGAUGCCGCGGACGACGCCGGCAUCAUACUCUACAACGUCUCCGUCGGACAACAGACCUUCUCCGGCGUGGUCGACAUCUUCAACGACUUUUUCUGGGUGCAGUGCCCGCCCGCUCCGGCGCAAGUGCUCUCCGCAGUCCCCUGCAUCAGCGACACGUGCUCCAGCGUGCUCAGGAAGACCACUAACAACGACUGCGUCGACACAACGAGCAGCUGCCUGUACGCGUACGGGUCACUCGACGAUGGCAGCUACAGCACCGGCUACCUCGGCUAUGAGAAGUUCACCUUCGGUGCUGGGACCGGGACGUCGCCCGUCUCCGGGAGCGUGGUGUUUGGCUGCAGCACCCAGAAUACGGUGAAGGACGGCGCCAUUGGGUUCAGCAAGGGCCCCCUCUCCAUCCUGUCACAGCUACACAUCACCAGGUUCUCCUACUUCCUGACACCCGACGACUCCAAGAGCUCGAGCUCCACCAGCGUGGUCCUGCUGGGCGACCAAGCCGUGCCGCAGACUAAACGUAGCCGCUCCACACCAUUGCUAAAGAGUAACGUGUACCAGGACUUGUACUACGUUAAGCUCACCGGAAUAAAGGUUGACGGUGAGCCGCUAAAAGGCAUCCCGGACCGAGCGUUCGACUUCGCGGCGGAUGGCAAGUCCGGUGGGGUGGCCCUGAGCACCACCAUCGCCCUCACCUGGCUCCAGAGUGACGCCUACUAUGCCGUGAAGCAAGCGCUAAUGAGCAAGAUAGACUCACCGGCCGUGAAAAGCAACAAUGAGUUGGACCUGUGCUACGACACCACCUCUGUGGCCAAGCUCAAGUUCCCCAAGAUAACUCUGGUAUUUGAUGGAGUGGACUCACCCGGGAUGGACCUCACAACGGUGCACUACUUCUACAAGGACACCAACACCGGGUUCCAGUGCCUCACCAUGCUGCCGAUGCCCAAGGAUUAUCCUUUAGGCUCCAUCCUAGGUAGCAUGCUGCAGGCGGGCACCAACAUGAUCUACGACAUCGGUGCCCGGCAGCUGACCUUCGAGAAGGCGGCGGCGGCGGCCCCACAGGUGCCACUCAUGGCGAUAGUCUCUCUCCUUGCGUGGGUGCUCCUCUUCUAGCUAGAUAGUGUGUCAGCGAUCAAUCCUCCUGAUUUAAAUACUACCAGUGUUCGGUCCCUUAGCUAGUACAAAACUUUUAAGGUUG